UUUAUUUAUUUAUUUAAACAAGCCGGUGCGCGCGCGCGUGCGUGUGCGUGUGUGUGUGCGUAAAAGGGCGGCGCGCAUGUCCAGUUCCUCCAUGCAGUCUGCGCUCCAAGCCCGCCAAUCUUGCAACGACUUUUUUUUCCCGCCGCCCCCCCCUCUCCCCUCCCCGCGCUUUCUUCCCGCCUUCUCCCCGGUCCGUGUCCACACCGGACACGCGCACGCGGACGGUGCACUCCACGGCCACCGUGGAAUAUGAAUCUCACCCCGGACUGUCCGCACUCGGCACGGGAACGUCGUUCAUCCUCUUCCUCCUCUUCCUCUUCGCAUGUCUUUCCCGCCCCCUUUUCCCGCCACCGAUGUCUCUCAACACUUUGUGAGGGACGCGGGUCAGGAAAGAUGAGGAUUAAUAUUUUCUUCUGGCACUUUCUGGGCUGCUGUUCCGUCCUCUGGGGCUCGGCGACGGGAGCCUUCCCCAGCUCGGUGCAGAUCGGCGGGUUGUUCAUUAGGAAUACUGAUCAGGAGUACACGGCGUUUCGACUGGCCAUCUUCCUUCACAACACCAGCCCCAAUGCCACGGAAGCCCCCUUCAACCUGGUCCCGCACGUGGACAACAUCGAGACGGCCAACAGCUUCGCCGUCACCAACGCGUUCUGCUCUCAGUAUUCCAGGGGAGUCUUCGCCAUAUUCGGCCUUUACGACAAGCGCUCGGUCAACACGCUGACGUCCUUCUGCGGGGCGCUGCACAUCAGCCUGGUGACGCCCAGCUUCCCCACGGAGGGCGAGGCUCAGUUCACGCUGCAGCUGCGGCCGUCCAUCAGGGGCGCUCUGCUGUCGCUGCUGGACCACUACGACUGGAGUCGCUUCGUCUUCCUCUACGACACCGACCGAGGUUACGCAAUACUGCAGGCAAUCAUGGAGAGAGCCGGGCAAAACGGCUGGCAGGUGAGCGCAAUCUGCGUGGAGAGUUUCAACGAGGCCGGGUAUCGUCGACUCCUGGAAGACCUGGAUCGACGUCAGGAGAGGAAGUUUGUGAUCGACCUGGAACUGGAGCGGCUGCAGAGCAUGCUGGAGCAGGCCGUCAGCGUGGGAAAACACAUCAAAGGCUACCAUUACAUUGUCGCAAACCUGGGAUUCAAGGACAUUUCUCUGGAGAGGUUCAUGCACGGCGGGGCCAACGUGACCGGUUUCCAGCUGGUGGACUUCAGCAAGCCCAUCGUCAUCAAACUGAUGCAGCGUUGGAACAAACUGGAUCAGAGAGAAUAUCCUGGAUCAGAAAGUCCGCCCAAGUACACCUCCUCUCUAACAUACGACGGCGUGUUAGUGAUGGCCGAGGCCUUCCGCACUCUCCGCCGUCAGAAAAUCGAUAUCAGCCGACGCGGCAACGCUGGCGACUGCUUGGCCAACCCUGCUGCUCCCUGGAACCAAGGAAUAGACAUGGAGCGAGCGCUCAAACAGGUGCGCAUUCAGGGCCUGACCGGCAAUAUCCAGUUUGACCACUUUGGACGGAGAGUCAACUACACCAUGGACGUGUUUGAACUGAAGAGCAAUGGACCUCGCAAGAUCGGCUACUGGAACGACAUCGACAAGCUGGUGCUGGUGCAGAACGAGAACGCCUUGUCCAACGACAGCUCAGCCAUGGAGAACAGGACUGUGAUUGUGACCACCAUCAUGGAGGGUCCCUACGUGAUGCUGAAGAAGAACUGGGAGAUGUACGAAGGCAACGAGCAGUUCGAGGGCUACUGCGUGGACUUGGCCUCGGAGAUCGCCAAACACAUCGGAAUCAAAUACAAGAUCUCCAUCGUGCCCGACGGGAAAUACGGCGCCAGGGACCCCGAGACUAAGAUAUGGAACGGCAUGGUGGGGGAGCUGGUUUAUGGGAAAGCGGAGAUCGCGGUGGCCCCGCUCACCAUCACUCUGGUCAGGGAGGAGGUGAUCGACUUCUCCAAGCCCUUCAUGUCUCUGGGAAUCUCCAUCAUGAUUAAGAAGCCUCAGAAGUCCAAACCGGGCGUCUUCUCCUUCUUGGACCCGCUGGCCUACGAGAUCUGGAUGUGCAUCGUGUUCGCUUACAUCGGCGUCAGCGUGGUUCUGUUCCUGGUGAGUCGCUUCAGUCCAUACGAGUGGCACGCUGAGGAGCCUGAGGAGGGAACCACGGAGCUGGGGCCUGCAGACCAACCUCCCAACGAGUUUGGCAUCUUCAACUCACUCUGGUUCUCACUGGGAGCCUUCAUGCAACAAGGCUGCGACAUCUCACCACGGUCUCUGUCGGGCCGCAUAGUGGGAGGCGUGUGGUGGUUCUUUACCCUGAUCAUCAUCUCGUCUUACACAGCCAACCUGGCCGCCUUCCUCACCGUGGAGAGGAUGGUUUCCCCCAUCGAGAGUGCGGAGGACUUGGCCAAACAGACGGAGAUCGCCUACGGGACGCUGGACGCGGGGUCCACCAAGGAGUUCUUUAGGCGCUCCAAAAUCGCGGUGUACGAGAAGAUGUGGUCCUACAUGAAGUCGGCCGAGCCGACCGUCUUCACCAAGACCACGGCGGAGGGCGUGGCGCGGGUGCGCAAGUCCAAGGGGAAGUACGCCUUCCUCCUGGAGUCCACCAUGAACGAGUACACGGAGCAGCGCAAGCCCUGCGACACCAUGAAAGUGGGCGGCAACCUGGACUCCAAAGGAUACGGGAUCGCCACACCCAAAGGCUCACAGUUAAGAACCCCGGUAAACCUUGCCGUUUUGAAACUGAGCGAAGCAGGCGUCUUAGACAAACUGAAAAACAAAUGGUGGUAUGACAAGGGCGAGUGUGGACCCAAGGACUCUGGAAGUAAGGACAAGUCGUCCCAGGCCCUGAGCCUGUCCAACGUGGCCGGGGUCUUCUACAUCCUGGUGGGCGGCCUGGGCCUGGCCAUGCUGGUGGCGCUGGUGGAGUUCUGCUACAAGUCGCGGGCGGAGGCCAAGCGCAUGAAGCUGUCGUUCUCUGAAGCCAUGCGAAACAAGGCCCGUCUUUCCAUCACAGGAAGCGUGGGGGAGAACGGCCGUGUUCUGACGCCGGACUGCCCCAAAGCGGUGCACACUGGCCACGCCUCCCUCCGCCGCCCCGGCCUUGCAGUGGUCUCUUCCGGACUGCCCUAAAAACCAAAAAAUAAACCCGCCGUGCCUUAGUGACACACAAACAUGCAGACUCUCGCACUGGAGGAUCACUCGCAUAUCCAAGACUCAGACGCCAUACAUCCUUUCUUGUUGCCUCUCAUUUAUUUUACUUGAGAAAGUGAAAUACAACACGGACUGAACAACCUUGUUUUUUUUCCUUUUUCCAGUUCUGGAGGAUUCAAGCUAAUAGGAGAGCCACCACGUAUUAAACUCUUGAGCUUAAUCGUCCCCAAUUGGACAGUCUUGGCCAGUAAAACCACACCCCUCAACGACGCCUUACAAAGACUAACCUUUCUGUUCAUCCACAUCGUCCUCAGGCCUGCAAAAGACUCGCGACCAGGCUCGUCCUCCCCUUAGAAGACCAGAAAACUGUAAGCUUGAACUCUUGGACUGUGCAAACUUUGCCAUGGACUCCUCAAAAUGAAGGACAAAGCUUUCUUACUCUUCACGUAGAAUGAUUCUCUCGCUCGAAGCAGCGAGACGGACGAAAGCCCCGACCUUGCGUAAGUCCAGUAUGUGGCCAGCGCGGGCCACAGAAUCCACAAGGGGUUUGGGUCGGAAACAAAUCUGUAGUCUUUCGUCAAUAGCUUCAUGAUCUAGAAUUGCUAAUUAGGUGAGUAUCACUUUUUGCUGCAAGAGUUCCGCUGUAUGUACAAAGACGAUACGGAAAAGAAAGGGAAGGUAUCAAUCAAGUCCUCAGUACUCAACACUGGGACCUCACGGAAGUUUGGAAAUAACCAAAGCCAAUAUGACUUUUUCCCCCAGGUACUUGACCUCGUUCUCUUCAGACCAACAAGCCGUUUUAGACUUCAGUCUCCCAGGGCACACUCACAUCAGACUAUUUGCACUUAAAAAAAGUCCAGUUUGUUUUGACUGGUACACCAAUAUGUAUUGAAGACUGGUAUCCGUCCCAGCGUACCUGACUCACACCCACCAGUAGUGAAUGAUAAUCACCACCUUGCCCCGCGUGGUAGGAAGGGAUGGCACACUGUACAUUCUGUACCUGUGCUGACGGAUGUGUGAGUGUGCCCUCCGUGGCUUAGGGACGUCAGCUCUAGUCCGGAGUCCCUGGGUCAUAGAACCUGAUUAGUCUUGUCACAGGCCGGACGCCACGUAUGGUAGCGUAGCGGCUACUGUACUUGGGAGGGGCGGGGAAGCUGUGUCAGUUCAGGGGUCUACGGUCUAUCGAGGUGACUUCUGAUGGAGACUCUACGAAGAAGUCUCCGUGUUUCCACCGUCCCAGGAUUUCGUAGAAAUGUCCCCACGCCGUCAGAACGGUGCCAAAAACUGUGUGCAGAGUGUUUUAUUUUAUGUGCAGACUCUGUUUCUCCGUGCUUUCAGCAUUUCUCACUUUUAGGGGCCAGCGUUGAAUAAACGGUUAUUGAUUGGUCACGUUCAACACUCACGCUCUUCUGGUCAGAACCAAUCCGCGGGAACUGGUACCGUCUUUGUCUUUACUGAAGGACGCCAUACAAAAGAAAUCUGUAGAUUUUACAGUGAAAAAAUGGCAGCUCAGUCAUAAGAAUGUCAAUUUUACAGUGCAUUACUCUAAAUGGGAAAAUGCCACCACAGUUAUUUAUUCUAGUAAAAUUCUGUCGACUUUGAGCAAAUAUUUUACCGUUAUAUCUUCUGACUAUUUUUGUACACUACAGAAUCAGAAUCAGAAAUACUUUAUUAAUCCCAGAGGGGAAAUUAAGAUUUUCAGCACAAUCCCAUUCAAGAGCAGACAAACAUUUCAGGGAGACAGAACAGGAUCAAACAUUACAGGGAGACAGA
Molecule: messenger RNA, 4911 nt
Organism: Entelurus aequoreus (snake pipefish)
Lineage: Eukaryota; Metazoa; Chordata; Actinopteri; Syngnathiformes; Syngnathidae
Gene: gria4a
Product: glutamate receptor, ionotropic, AMPA 4a
Exons: 18
Coding region: 250-3117 (955 amino acids)
Biological process (GO): synaptic transmission, glutamatergic; modulation of chemical synaptic transmission; monoatomic ion transport
Cellular component (GO): plasma membrane; AMPA glutamate receptor complex; postsynaptic membrane
Molecular function (GO): AMPA glutamate receptor activity; transmitter-gated monoatomic ion channel activity involved in regulation of postsynaptic membrane potential
Source: RefSeq, a predicted model, not a curated record